AGAAUUUACUCCUCCUGGAUCAACGUCCAUCUUUUUCCAGGGUGAAGAAACUGCUUUAGCUGAUCGAGAAACACUCUGGUAUCAACAAUGUUUUUCCUCCAAGUUUUCAAGACUUUGCUGCUGCUCUUCUCAGGAGCAUCGCUGGCUUUGGCUGCUUCUCCGGAGACAAGGAGUCAGGAUACAAAUUCCUGCACAGUGUUGGCUUGUGGUAACCCAGGACUUGCUGGUUUACCGGGAAGAGAUGGAAGGGAUGGGGCCAAAGGAGAGAAAGGAGACACGGGCCUCCAAAUGAAGGGUCAACAAGGAGUCCCCGGAAAGGCUGGUCCUUCAGGACCAAAGGGAAAUGCAGGAGCCCCAGGCCAGAAGGGACAAAAAGGAGAAAUGACAGCUGUGGAUACCGUUCAAAGGCAAGUUGCUGCUUUGGAAAAGACGGUCCAGACGUUACAAGCUCAACUCAGCAAAAGCCAAAAAAUCUUCGCCAUGCAGGGGGUGACCACCGUCGGAGGGAAGAGCUUCGUUUCCACCGGUCGGAGCGAAAACUUUGCAAACGGGAAAGCUCUCUGCAGCCAGGCCGGCGGUGCUCUGGCGGUCGCCACGAACGCGGCUGAGAACGCGGCCUUGACGGCAAUGACCAAGUGGCUUGGCAAGCACAUCUACCUGGGUAUUAGUGAUCUCCAGACGGAAGGCAAAUUCGUGUAUUUGAAUGGACAGCCGUUGAGGUACACCCACUGGAAGAGUUCAGAGCCCAACAACUUGAACGAGGAAGACUGUGCGGUCCUCCUUGAGACCUCCCAGUGGAAUGACAUCGGCUGUGAUCACCAAACACUCAUCAUUUGCGAACUCUGAGCUACACUAGUGGCCCAAAUUGUGGGAACUUUUUGGGGAAAGGGUAU
Molecule: messenger RNA, 893 nt
Organism: Protobothrops mucrosquamatus (brown spotted pit viper)
Lineage: Eukaryota; Metazoa; Chordata; Lepidosauria; Squamata; Viperidae
Product: mannose-binding protein
Exons: 5
Coding region: 88-846 (252 amino acids)
Biological process (GO): positive regulation of phagocytosis; surfactant homeostasis
Cellular component (GO): multivesicular body; rough endoplasmic reticulum
Source: RefSeq, a predicted model, not a curated record